Molecule: messenger RNA, 1632 nt
Organism: Brachypodium distachyon (stiff brome)
Lineage: Eukaryota; Viridiplantae; Streptophyta; Magnoliopsida; Poales; Poaceae
Product: probable ubiquitin-like-specific protease 2B
Exons: 10
Coding region: 444-1241 (265 amino acids)
Biological process (GO): proteolysis
Molecular function (GO): cysteine-type peptidase activity
Source: RefSeq, a predicted model, not a curated record
UUUUCACACUCCAGAAAAAGAAGCCAGGAACCAAGCAGCAAAAGACCCGUACGUCCUUUCCACUCGACUCCUCCACUUCCCAAAUGUGAGCUUGCCGUCGCUUAGGUAUCGCGCCCAACCCCUUCGAUCCAUCCCUCUGAAGCGCUGGCCAUCCCGGGGAGCUCGCCGCCAUGGCCCGCCGCAGCCGCAGCCAGGUGCUGGUUGACCUCGACAGCGACGAAGGUGACGCUUGGUAAUGGCCAGGGAUUUUAGGAUCAUUGGUGUCUCAGAACUCUUGAUAACCGUACGUGCGACGUGAUUGCUAUAAAUCAAUGAUAUUUAGGAUUAGUAUCUGGAUCUAAAUCAAGGCCACUCAAGCUUCAUAUGUGUAUGCAGUGGCUUCUUAUUAGUUUGACACAUUCUGGCAAUGGGGCUAAAAUUAUAAAUUUACUGGCACAUAUAUUAUGCUAAAAGAUAUGCUUGUUUCUGCAGAGUGCAAAAACAAGCCCUCUCGAGCGAGCAGAAGAGCAACCAUGAACACAUCGGGGAGCUCCCAAAAUGUAUUACCCUCGUUUGAUGGUAACCUCCCUCCAAAAAGAAGUUCAAAGCGCAUUGCAAUUAGCAAGAGGGACAAAACCAACCAAGACAAGUUGGACACUGAAAUUUUUGAAUUGUACAUGGAGGAUCUGUGGAAGCGAAUAGAUGAAGAUAAGAAGAGUGCAUAUGCAUACUUCGAUUCACUGUGGUUUAACAUGUACAACAGGGGGGAUAAGAAAUCAAAUGUCCUUAAGUGGAUAAAGGCUAAGAAGAUAUUUGCAAGACAAUAUGUUUUUGUCCCUAUUGUCUGUUGGGGACACUGGAACCUCCUUGUCUUAUGCAAUUUCGGUGAGACGAGCUACUCGGAUACUAAGAAAAAACCACGAAUGCUUCUGCUGGAUUCACUUAAAACGACAAAUCGAACAGAGUUGCAGUCAACAAUCAGAAGUUUCAUUGCUGAUAUUUUGAAAACUGAAGAGCGGGAAGACAAUGAGCUGUUCAUAAAAAAAGUCCAUCUUGAGUUUCCUGAGGUGCCACAGCAAACUGGGGAGGAAUGUGGCAUAUAUGUUCUUUUCUUUAUCUACUGUUUUCUUCAAAAUGAAAAGUUGGGAGAAGACUUCAGCCAGCUGUCUAAGGAUGUCAUGUUCAAUCCAGAGGAACUAGAGAAAUUCCACAAGGACAUCCGUUCGUUCCAAGCGAGUAGGAAUGCAAAAAUGGCAGAGUAGGGCUGCUGGAUUGCCAGAUUGCACCAAGUAUACUGCUUAUUAGUUAUUACCAAAUCAUUUCACCUUCUCAUAUGAUCUUAGGUACCAUCAUACCGUUACCUAUGUACAUGUGAAUCCCGAGGUUCAUUUUCACUGGUGGCUAACUUCGAUGAAUUUUAUGCUAACAAUCAGGACGAAAAUGGCUAAUUGAGUAAUUGUUCAAAUGGAGAGCUUCUGGGACAGUGAUCAGAACCUAGUACGUAUUGAGAUUAUUAAUACCAUAAAUUCUAUGUGUGCAUUGAGAAUUGAGAUGGUACGAAUCCUGAGAUUACCCGUAUGCUGUGUGAGAUGUUUCAUGCUGUGUGAGAUGCCAGUACGGCAGUACCCAAUUAUUCAGUUAACCUGAGCUAUA